GUUCGGCGGAAUAUUUAAUGCUUGAAGCCAACACUGAUCAGCAAUCCUCAAUUAAUUUUAUUUCUCUGUUUUGCAGAUAUUUGUAGAUUUUAUUUUGCACGGAUUUUCGUUUAGCUAAGCCACUUACAACUCAACUUGCUUUUCCCGCGUUCUCGGAUUUCAGAAAUGGAUGUUGCUCAAACACAAGUCCGAACUAUUAGGGUUGUUGAUGUCAUCGCAGAAGAGUGUCAGAGGCUUUUUCACCACUUUCUUGAAACCUUCAAGGAAAACGAUGUCUUAAAAUAUGUUGAGGCAGCAAACGCCUUAAAGAAACUUGAAAAGAAUACAUUGUCUGUUAACUUUACUGAUAUCAUAGUUUCUGACACAAAGCUAUCCGGUUUGAUACAGGAUGAUUUUUAUCGACUGUAUCCAGCCCUAUGUGCAGCCACCAAAAACUUUGUUAAUGACCAUGUUCCAGAUACACAAAAUUCAGGAAGGGACUUCUAUGUUAGCUUUACCGAUGUUCCUAGCCUCCACAGAAUGCGAGACCUUACGGCAGGUCAGCUUGGAAGAUUGAUUAAAGUACGUGCUCAGGUAGUUAGAACACACCCUGUUCAUCCUGAGCUUCUGAUGGGCACUUUUCGUUGCUCCGAAUGCAAAAUUGUAAUAAGGAAUGUGGAACAACCUUUCAAGUAUACACAGCCGACUAUAUGUUUUAAUCCUCAAUGUGGGAACCGUCUGAAGUUCGAACUACUAACGAAUGAAUCGAAGUUUGUUGAUUUUCAAAAGGUUCGUGUUCAAGAAACCCAGUCUGAACUGCCACGUGGUAGUAUCCCACGCAAUCUUGAGAUUAUUUUGCGUGCAGAUACAGUGGAUUUAGCUCAACCUGGUGAUCGAUGUGAAUUCAUUGGAACCCUCAUCGUUAUUCCAGAUAUCGGACAACUAGCCACACCUGGUGACAGAUCUUUAGAAUCUAAGCCAUUACGUGGACGAGAUAAUCAGGAAAUCAGUGGUGUGACUGGUCUAAAAGCUUUAGGAGUACGUGAAUUAUCCUACAGGACGGCAUUUUUAGCAUGUACCGUUAUUCCCUCUAAUGGAAGGUACCUGCCAUCCGAUGACUUGGAAGAGGCAGACGCAAUAUCGUAUGAAGCUCUCUCAAAAAGACUGACUGCUUCUGAAUUAGAUACAAUUUGUCAAAUGAGUCAAGACCGUAAACUUCUCACCAACAUGUGCAAGUCUCUUUUUCCUACUAUUCAUGGUGCUGAAGAAGUGAAGAAGGGAAUCUUGUUGAUGCUUUGUGGUGGUGUGCCAAAGGUUACUGAAGAAAAAACUCAUCUUCGCGGUGAUUUAAACGUCUGUCUAGUGGGUGAUCCGAGUACAGCAAAGUCUCAGUUUUUGAAACACGUUGAGCGAUUUUCUCCACGUGCCGUUUAUACCAGUGGUAAGGCUAGUUCUGCAGCAGGGUUGACAGCUGCUGUUGUCAGAGAUGAAGAAUCUUUUGAAUUUGUUAUUGAAGCUGGGGCACUGAUGCUUGCAGACAAUGGUGUUUGUUGUAUAGAUGAGUUCGACAAAAUGGAUUUAAAAGACCAAGUUGCUAUCCAUGAAGCUAUGGAACAGCAGACAAUCAGCAUUACAAAAGCCGGUGUAAAAGCUACAUUGAAUGCACGCACUUCUAUCCUUGCAGCAGCUAAUCCUAUCGGUGGUCGAUAUGACAGAUCAAAAUCUUUACGGCAGAACAUUGGUUUAUCCGCUCCUAUUAUAUCUCGAUUUGAUUUAUUUUUCGUAUUAAUCGACGAAUGCAAUGAUAUUGUGGACUACGCUAUCGCACGUUCAAUUGUGGAUUUACAUAUGGGAGUACAUGGUGAUCAUGAUACUCAUACCGUCUACUCUCUCGAUAAUAUUCGUCGCUAUAUUGCUUUUGCUCGUUGCUUUAAACCCAAGAUUAGUGCUGAAGCAAUGGAAUGUAUGGUUGAGGAAUAUAAAAAAAUGCGUCAGCGCGACGCCUCUAGCGGGACAAAGUCUGCCUGGCGUAUUACCGUCAGGCAAUUGGAAAGCCUUAUCCGUCUUUCAGAGGCUACCGCAAGACUCCACUGUGCAGAUACUGUGACACAAAAUCAUGUUCGUGAGGCGUUCGCCUUAUUAAACAAAUCUAUAAUACGCGUUGAGCAACCUGAUAUUAAUUUAGAAGAAGAUGAACAACCCCAUCAACCAGAUGCUUCUGAAACACCGCUUACAGAACAGCAAACAGCAGAUGCGGACACAGCAGCAGCAGGCCAUUUGCGAGUAACAUAUGAUGAAUAUAGACGCAUCGCUAGUCUAUUAAUUCUAAAGGCACGAAAUUGGAGUGAGUCCUUGGCGUCCGAAGCUGCAUCCGAUCAGACAGCAGGUGCCCCGAAAAAGAGUGAAUUGGUAAACUGGUAUUUGGAAGAAGUGGUUGAUGAAAUUGAAACAGAAGCACAGUUAACGGAAUGUAAACUUCUAGUAGAACGCAUAAUCGACCGUCUAAUAAAAAAAGAUAAUAUUUUGAUAGCUAUUGGCGGCACAGGACUAGACGCCUCUUCUGAUACAACAGAUCCUUAUAUCGUCGUGCACCCGAAUUAUGUAGAGUGAUUCGGAGUGGUUUCACUGAGAAGCUCUUAUGUGUUCAUGUUUUUUAUGAUAAAGAUAACUAUUAUUAUUAUUAUUUAAUAAACUCUUCACUAAGUGUUCCUUAUUAUGUGGUUAUGAGAAAAAGUAGGUAUACAAGAAAAGAUAAUUUAUUUCG
Messenger RNA from Trichobilharzia regenti, 2743 nucleotides. Lineage: Eukaryota; Metazoa; Platyhelminthes; Trematoda; Strigeidida; Schistosomatidae. The record is from the annotation of a GenBank genome assembly.